AUGAGACGCUGCAUCCCUGCAUCUGUGCUUCGUCGAGUUCUGCUGCUGCAAACGCGACUUGUGUCUACGAAUACGCAAACGCCACCAUCAGGUUGUGCAACAAAAAUACAGAAUGAAUCACCGAUGAACGGUUCAUUUAAUUUGCCGCGUGAGCGACAGAUCCUCGGCGGGCUUCAUGCGGACUGGCGCACUCAAAUGAAACGCUCCGGUUCUAUUCUCAACGACAUCACACCGGCACUCCCUGAUACUAAGCGAACCGAGGAGCAGCGUCGUCGAGUUGCAGGGUGGAGGCCGGUGGUGAAACUACUGGGGGAUCAGCGUUUGCGCAUUGCCAUUGUGGGGCGCAUGAACAGCGGUAAGUCCUCGUUAUUCAACCUGCUCCGCCUGGAACCCACCGUGCCUGGUCGUAGUAAUGUUGUGCGUGACUUCGAUGGCAUAACUCGUGACUCGGUUGAGGGUCAGGCACAACUGGAAGGGAUGCAUUUCACUAUUAUUGACACACCAGGAAUGGUGCAGGGACGAAUGGUUGAGGAGGCGUUUCGCACGGUGGAAACCGCCGAUGCAGCAAUCUUUGUGACCGCUGUUGAUGAGGACAUUAUGCCUGAAGAAUUAAGCCUUAUGCAAUAUCUUCAUCUCAAACAUAUGCCGGUGGUGUUGUUGGCUAACAAGAUGGAUCUCAUACAGGAGGAAGAGGAAGAGGCGGUGCUCGACCGCUACAACUCGCUUGGAUUUGGAAAUGCCAUCCCUUUCUCUGCAAGGCGUAAGUCGGGGCUGGAGAUGCUUGCUGCUGUGCUAGAGCCGUUAUAUCAUAUCCACGCCAUGCAUAAGGUGGAAAAUGAUUGGGACAUUGAAGAUCUGGCAAUGCAGGGUGAUGAGAGUGCGAUGGAGGAGAUUCGGGAACGAAAUUGCAGCGAUCGUUUUAUCCGCAUCGCCAUCGUUGGAAGGACAAAUAGUGGUAAGUCGAGUUUAGUAAACAGACUGGUGGGGUUUGAACGGAAUCGAGCCGUAGAUGAGAAAAAUUCCACGCGCGAUCCCGUGGAGCUGCCAUGCAGUUACAAAGGUCGUAAGCUCAAGUUAAUUGACACUGCUGGACUGGCACGCCAUCGCUACCGUGCCGAUCGUGAUUUUAUCGGACGUAUUCACGGAUUGUCUGUCAAUGAGAUUCGUUUUGCCCACGUUGUUAUUGUGGUGUUUGAUGCAACGGAGGGUCAUCCUAAUAAGUACGACAUGGCCGUCCUUCACUCCGUAGCCGCUGAGGGGAGACCUUUUCUAUUGUGCGCAAACAAAUGGGACGCUGUACUGGAUCAAAGCGCUACUGCGGAAGCCAUUGACUUUAAGAUUAAGCGACAAGUGCGGGAGGUAAAAUAUAGCAAUGCGGUUGUGGUGUCCGCGCACACUGGGCUGAACCUUACUCUGCUGAUGGACCAAGCACUCGAGUUAUAUGAUAAAUGGAAUAAACGUGUUCGACGAGCGGAGCUGACUCGCCUUUGGAGGAAAAUGGAAAAAUCUGUUAUCAUUCCUUAUCACGUGGCGCGGAUUGGUCGAAUAACGCAGGUAAAUACGAGACCUCCAACGUUUCUCUUGCAGUUACAAACAAAAAAUGAUUCCAACACGUUACCAAAGGCUCUUCAGGAAAUGAUGAAGAACACACUUGUCGAGGAGUUUGACUUCCGCGGGGUACCGAUUCGACUAAUACAGGAGGUAAAGGAUUCCAACCCUGACUACAUCUAA
This is a messenger RNA of Trypanosoma brucei brucei TREU927, 1731 nucleotides long. Its product is annotated as GTP-binding protein, putative. Bases 1 to 1731 code for a protein of 576 amino acids. Lineage: Eukaryota; Euglenozoa; Kinetoplastea; Trypanosomatida; Trypanosomatidae. The transcript has a single exon. The record is from RefSeq and is a predicted model, not a curated record. Gene Ontology annotation, molecular function: GTP binding.